Molecule: messenger RNA, 4909 nt
Organism: Seriola dumerili (greater amberjack)
Lineage: Eukaryota; Metazoa; Chordata; Actinopteri; Carangiformes; Carangidae
Gene: adgrb1a
Product: adhesion G protein-coupled receptor B1
Exons: 31
Coding region: 1-4776 (1591 amino acids)
Biological process (GO): G protein-coupled receptor signaling pathway; negative regulation of angiogenesis; cell surface receptor signaling pathway
Cellular component (GO): plasma membrane
Molecular function (GO): G protein-coupled receptor activity
Source: RefSeq, a predicted model, not a curated record
AUGGCGAGCAUCGUGUCUCAGACUCCUGGCCCGGCGAGGCGACCUCUCCCCGUGCUGCUGUUGUGUUUCGCCCCUCUGCUGCUGAUGAAGGGCGGGUGUCACGCCGCCCCCUCAGGCCCGGAGUCAGACUCCUGCUCCACCUUAGUCCAGAGUCGCUUCUUCGGCUUCUUCCUGUCAUCAUCUGUGUUUCCCACCACGCCUUGCUCCUGGACCCUGCAGAACCCCGACCCGCGGCGCUACACCAUCUUCAUCAAGGUGACCAAACCCACAGAGUACUGCGUGCCGUCGCAGCUGCGCACCUUCCAGUACGACUCCUUCCUGGAGACCACGCGCACCUACCUGGGCAUGGAGAGCUUCGACGAGGUGGUGAGGGUGUGUGACGCCUCCGCCCCCGUGGCCUUCCUGGAGGCCGGAAAGCAGUUCCUCCAAAUGAGGAAGGGGCCCCCUCGGGCGGGCGCGGCCGCUGCAGACAGCGACUGGGAUUUCAAAACAGAGUACCUGGUGGUGGGGAAGCGCAACCCCAGCAUGGCGGCCUGUCAGAUGCUGUGCCAGUGGCUGGAGGACUGUCUGGCCUCCAGCACGUCCAACCGGCCCUGCGGCAUCAUGCAGACUCCAUGUUUGUGCUGGGAGCCGCCGCCACAGCUGAGCGAGGGGAAUACCUGCUAUCACAAUGGAGUUUACCUGGAGAACUGUUUACCCAGUGUGAAAGAGAGCGGGAGGGACGCCGAGAUAAACGGUGGCUGGAGUGUGUGGGGUCAGUGGGCGCAGUGCAGCAGUGAAUGCGGAGGCGGGAUUCAGACCCGGACCAGGACCUGCCAGUCACCUCCGGAGGAGUCGUACCUGUGUGAGGGUGUGCUGGAGGAGGGCCGACCAUGCAACUCACAGCCCUGCACCGGCAAAGGUCGCCAUCUCUCUCGCAGCCAAUCGCUUCGCUCGGUGGACAGCCGCAAGCGUGAUGACGUAGACAAGCCCCGCAGCGGACAGCAGAGCCCUCAGACAGACUCAGCUUCAGGUGAGGAGUGGUCAGCGUGGAGUGUGUGUUCUGCCACGUGUGGGGAGGGCUGGCAGAGUCGCACUCGCUUCUGUGUGUCCUCCUCCUACAGCACCCAGUGUAGUGGGCCACUGCGAGAGCAGAGACCUUGCAACAACUCUGCUGUUUGUCCAGUGCACGGUGCGUGGGAUGAGUGGUCGCCGUGGAGUUUGUGUUCGUCCACCUGCGGCCGAGGUUACAGGUCCCGAACGCGAACCUGCACCCCCCCUCAGUUCGGGGGAGAUCCCUGUGACGGCCCAGAGAAACAGACCAAGUUCUGCAACAUAGCUGUGUGUCCAGUGGACGGGGUGUGGAACGAGUGGUCCAGCUGGAGCUCCUGCUCGGCCUCCUGCUCUAAUGGGACCAUGCAGAGAACCAGGGAGUGUAACGGCCCCUCGUACGGAGGCUCCGAGUGCAGGGGGGAGUGGCUGGAGACCGUCGACUGCUUCCUCGGCGAGUGUCCAGUGGAUGGUAAGUGGCAGCCAUGGUCUUUGUGGUCGGGCUGCUCUAAAACCUGCGGAGGGGGGAGCCAGCAGAGAAACAGGAUUUGUUAUGGGCCCUUUUUUGGGGGGCAGCCUUGCCCUGGAGAGCGAGAGGAGGUCCGGCGAUGUAAUGAAAAGAGAUGUCCAGAGCCUCAUGAAAUAUGUGGCGAGGACAACUUCUCCAACGUUGUGUGGAAGAUGACUCCAGCUGGGGACACGGCGGCCGUACGCUGUCCCCCCAAUGCCAUGGGGCUGAUCCUGCGCCGCUGCACCCUGGAUGAAGAGGGCAUCGCCUACUGGGAGAAUCCCACCUACAUGAAAUGCAUUUCCAACGACUAUCGCAGCAUCCAGACUUUGACUCGGGAACAUUUGUCCAAAGCGCAGCGCGGCCUUGUGGGAGAUGGUGUUUCAGAGGUGAUGACCAAGCUGAAGGACACGUCCAGCGACGGGACCAGCUACAGCGGUGACCUGCUGGCCAUCCUGGAUGUACUGAAGAACAUGACGGAGAUCUUCAGGAGGGCGUACUACAGCCCCAGCAGUGUAGACAUGAAGAACUUUGUGCUGUCAGUCAGCAACCUGCUGAUGGAGGAGAACAGGGAGAGAUGGGAGGAGGCACAACUGCUGGGGCCGAACAUCAAAGAGCUGUUCCGUCUGGUCGAGGACUUUGUGGAUGUCAUCGGCCUGAGGAUGAAAGACUUUCAAGACACGUAUGAAGCCACUGAUAACCUAGUGUUGAGCAUCCACAAGCGUCCAGUGGUGGGUCACGCAGACAUCAGCUUCCCUAUGAAGGGCUGGAGGGGCAUGGCGGACUGGGCCCGCAGCUCUGAGGACAAAGUCACCAUCCCCAAAAACAUCCUGUCCACUGGCAAGCCAGAUGCAGACGACUCCUCCACGUUUGUGACCGGCAUCGUUCUGUACAGGAACCUGGGCAGUAUCCUGAGUCUGCAGAGGAACAGCACAGUCCUCAACUCCAAGGUGUUGUCAGUGACCAUCAAGCCCACUCCUGCCUCCCUCUCCGCUCCGGUUGUAGUCGAAUUUUCUCACCUGUACAACGGCACCACCAACCAGACCUGUAUAUCCUGGGAUGAGAGCGACAGCUCCUCUCUGCUGGGAUCCUGGUCUGCCAGGGGCUGCAAAACCGUGCUAGUCGACUCAUUCAGAACCAAAUGCGUGUGUGACAGACUGUCCACCUUCGCCAUUUUAGCACGGCUAAAUCCCGAAAUGAACAUGGAUAAGACACAGCUCCCGUCGGUGACGCUGAUUGUGGGCUGUGGAGUCUCUUCACUGACACUGCUGCUGCUCAUCAUCAUCUACGUGUCUGUCUGGAGGUACAUCCGGUCUGAGCGCUCAGUCAUCCUCAUUAACUUCUGCCUCUCCAUCAUCUCCUCCAACGCACUUAUCCUCAUUGGACAGACACAGACACGGAAUAAGGUCUUGUGCACCCUGAUCGCGGCGUUCCUCCACUUCUUCUUCCUGUCCUCUUUCUGCUGGGUUCUGACGGAGGCGUGGCAGUCCUACAUGGCGGUGACGGGCCGCCUCAGGAAUCGCAUCAUCCGCAAGCGUUUCCUGUGUCUCGGCUGGGGUCUCCCUGCACUUGUAGUUGCGAUCUCAGUCGGAUUCACCAAGGCAAAGGGAUACGGAACACCGAGCUACUGCUGGCUGUCUCUGGAAGGAGGUCUUCUUUAUGCAUUUGUUGGACCUGCUGCAGCUGUUGUCUUGGUUAACAUGGUUAUUGGGAUUCUCGUUUUUAACAAACUGGUGUCCAAAGACGGAAUUACUGAUAUGAAACUAAAGGAGAGGGCGGGUCAGAUGACAGUGCCACUGUACAAUAUGACGCUCAAAUGUGCCAAGUGCGGAGUUAUCUCUUCGGCUGACGUUUCCACCACAGCUACCAGUAACGCCAUGGCGUCACUGUGGAGCUCCUGCGUGGUUCUGCCCCUCCUGGCCCUCACCUGGAUGUCGGCGGUCCUCGCCAUCACUGAUCGGCGCUCGGCGCUCUUCCAGAUCCUGUUUGCUGUCUUUGACUCCCUGGAAGGCUUCGUCAUUGUCAUGGUGCACUGCAUCCUGCGCAGAGAGGUCCAGGAGGCAGUGAAGUGUCGUGUCGUGGACCGGCAGGAGGACGCGAAUGGAGACUCAGGAGGAUCUUUCCAGAACGGCCACGCUCAGCUCAUGACUGACUUUGAGAAGGACGUGGACAUGGCCUGCAGAUCAGGCACUAUGAAGCGCUCGUCUCUGCAGGGGGAGGAGAAGGCGUCCUCUGGGACCCUCACCCUGCAGAAGGGAUCUAACUUUAACACCAUGCCGGCCAGCAUGGCGAAGGUUCACCUCCAGAACGUGGCCGACUACAACAGUCACACUCUGACGCUUCGCAGGGAGAAAGGCGCGGCGAAGGGAAUCAGCACAGAGCUGCCGGGCGCCAAAUCUAUCUACAUCUGUGACGGCGAGCUUUUCAAGCAGCUGGACGGAGAGAUGCCCCGAGGGAACGGUGAGGGCAGCAGCUCUGAGGGCGCCGGUAAAGGCCCGGGAUAUGUCAUCCUACCCACCAACAACACGGGCACUCUGAAGCCGGCCAAGGGGAAGGAAGAGCAGACGGCCAAGUACAACAUCAACAUAGAGCAGCUGCCUCAGACGAGGCUCAUCCACCUGGCCAACACGGCCAGCGGAGAGCCAGUGCCUGGCUUUGGGCUGAAGACGCUGCCCGCUGACCAGGUCAGUGUGUCAUGCUCUGACAGAGACUCACCUGCACACAACCUGCAGAACAUGCCCAGAGACUCCCAGGGGGCCAACAGCAUGUGUGACGGGGGGGACUCCGGAAACUCUGGUGUCAUGUCCAAGAGUGAGACCGUCUCCACGUUGUCCAUGAGCUCCCUGGAGAGACGAAAAUCACGCUAUGCAGAGCUUGACUUUGAGAAAAUAAUGCACACCCGGAAACGCCACCAGGACAUGUUUCAGGACCUGAACAGGAAGAUUCACAGUGCAGACAAGGAUAGAGAGUCUCCACCUGUUGAUGCCAAAGCUGCCAAAAGAUGGAGUGUGUCCUCUGCCAGCAGUGACAAGACCAACAUGAGUGACAAGCAGCAGACCCCUAGUAAGAGGGCGUGGGAGGGCAUCAGGAAGACCCACUCCCCCCCAUCCUGGGUGAGGAAGGACCUGGAGACGGUGGCAGCCUCUCCCCUGGAGCUGCAGACGGUGGAGUGGGAGAAGACCAGCGCCACCAUCCCUCUGGUGGGCCAGGAGAUCAUGGACCUGCAGACAGAGGUGUGACCAGCAGAUCCUGGCCUCAAACCUACAACUCUCUCUUUCUUUUUCCAAUGCUCUCAGACAAAAACAAGCAGACACACCACACACACUGCCCUGCUCUGUACUCUACUCAAAGGCCGGAUGAAGCCCAUUGCGA